AUGGGCAAGUGCUGCAACGAUCUUGGCUCCAGCCCGACCCUGCAGCUCUUCAUCAUCAUCUCCUUGGUGUUCUAUGUCUUCGUCGCCCUCGUCAACAUCGUGAUCGAUUUUCUUCAGGCAGAAUAUGAGAUUCCGUACGACAUCUUGAACCCGAGUAUUACGAUCAUCAUGCUAGGCAUCUUCGUCGUAUUUUGGCUUACAUGCUGCUCCCGAUGCUGUGCGCCCUGCUUCUGUGGACCCGAGAUGCCUGAUGUUCCUGCCGGCUGCAUGUGCCAACAGUGUGGAGGCAAUCCGGCGAUGAUGGACUGCCCUUUUUACAUCGUGUUCCUGCUGGAUGGUCUGGCAGGAUCGCCUGAUGCAGCCAUAGACUCGAUAAUGAACGACGCGAACAUGGAUUGGGAUACAGCACUGGAGAUGAUCGAGUUCAUCGACAACUUUACGUGGCUUCAUUACCUCCGCUACGUCCUGAUUGGCCUCGCAAUCUUGGGGAUCGUUCAGGCAAUCAAGAAGCGCAGAAUGAUGCUGAACGGGGAGUGCAAAUCUGCAUCUGCCUAUGGGGCUCCACCCAGCUACGGAGGGGCUCCACCGGCGUAUGGUGGGGCUCCGCCGGUCACUGUUGGUGCACCAGUGACGGUACCGCCCGUUGUGCAAGCCACCGUGGUCCAGCCGUCCAACGAGUCCAAUCAGAUUGCGUAG
Symbiodinium sp. CCMP2456 is the source of this 696-nucleotide messenger RNA. The record is from the annotation of a GenBank genome assembly. Lineage: Eukaryota; Dinophyceae; Suessiales; Symbiodiniaceae.